GCCAGUUUCGGCUGGUUGGCGCGGAAUCGGGAGACUCCGGGACCAUGGCGCUCGUGCACCGUGAAGACUGCGAGCUGGGGUCGAGCGCUAUGUCAGAUUCAGGGAAUUUUAUAGCUUCUCGAUCCAGGCGAGAAAAGAAAUCAAAGAGAGGGCGCCAGGAAGCUCUAGAAAGACUGAAAAGAGCUAAAGCUGGUGAGAAGUAUAAAUAUGAAGUUGAGGACUUCACAAGUGUGUAUGAAGAAGUUGAUGAAGAACAGUAUUCAAAGCUGGUUCAGGCCCGCCAGGAUGAUGACUGGAUCGUGGAUGAUGAUGGUAUUGGCUAUGUGGAGGACGGCCGAGAGAUUUUUGAUGAUGACCUUGAAGAUGAUGCCCUUGAUUCUUACGAGAAAGGAAAAGAUGAUAAAGCACGUACUAAAGACAGGAGGAAUGUAAAGAAGGCUGCGGUGACAAAACCGAACAGUAUCAAGUCACUGUUCAUUGCGAGUGCUGGGAAGAAGACUGCAGAUAAAGCUGUUGACUUGUCCAAGGAUGAUCUGCUGGGUGACAUUCUACAAGAUCUGAACACUGAAACUCCUCAAAUAACUCCACCACCUAUAGUGAUACCAAAGAAGAAAAGAUCUGUUGGAGAUUCACUGAAUCCUUUCUCUGUGCGUACCCCCAAGGCACUUCCUUCAGGAAAAACUGCUUCCUCUGUCUCAAGGAAGGAGCCUCCAUUAGCUUCUGUUCCUCUCAAAUGUGCUGAAUUUGCUGGACAGUCCGCGCCUGCUCUGUGUAGAGAGGACAAGCAGGACUCCGGGGCAAUGAAGUUUGAGGACGGUGACUUUGAUGAGCCUAUGGAAGCUGAGGAAGGAGACCUGGAGCCCAUGGCUGCCGAGACUUGGGACCAAGAGAGUGAGCCAGCAGAGGGGGUGAAGCAGGAGGCAGACCCUGGGAAAGGGGCCGCGUCCUACUCAGGAAAUUUUCUCCCAGAUGUUUCUUGUUGGGACAUUGAUCAGGAAGAUGACAGCAGUUUAUUAGCCCAGGAAGUCCAAGUGGAUUCCAGUCACCUCCCACUGGUGAAAGGGGCUGAUGAGGAACAAGUGUUUCAGUUUUAUUGGCUGGAUGCUUACGAAGAUCAGUACACCCAACCAGGUGUGGUAUUUCUGUUUGGCAAAGUUUGGAUUGCAUCUGCCAAAACCCACGUGAGCUGUUGUGUCAUGGUGAAAAACAUCGAGCGAACACUCUACUUCCUUCCCCGUGAAAUGAAAAUUGAUCUGAAUACAGGAAAAGAAACAGAAACUCCAGUUACAAUGAAGGAUGUUUAUGAUGAAUUUGAUGAGAAAAUAGCAGCAAAAUAUAAAAUUAUGAAGUUCAAGUCUAAGCAAGUGGAAAAGAAUUAUGCUUUUGAGAUACCUGAUGUUCCAGAAAAAUCUGAGUACUUGGAAGUUAGAUAUGCAGCCGAAAUGCCACAGCUUCCUCAGGAUUUGAAAGGAGAAACUUUUUCUCAUGUAUUUGGGACCAACACAUCCAGCCUGGAAAUGUUCUUGAUGAACAGAAAGAUCAAAGGACCUUGUUGGCUUGAAGUAAAAAAUCCACAGCUCUUGAAUCAGCCAGUCAGUUGGUGUAAAGUUGAGGCAAUGGCCUUGAAACCAGACCUGGUGAAUGUGAUUAAAGAUGUUGGUCCUCCUCCAAUCGUAGUUAUGUCCUUGAGCAUGAAGACAAUGCAGAAUUCAAAGACCCAUCAGAAUGAGAUUAUUGCUGUGGCAGCUUUGGUCCAUCACAGGUUUGAGCUGGACCGAGCGCCCCCGCAGCCUCCCUUUCAGUCACACUUCUGUGUUAUAUCUAGACCAAAGGACUGUAUUUUUCCAUAUACUUUCAAAGAAGACAUUAAGGAAAAGAAUGUGAAGGUUGAGAUUGCUGCAACGGAAAGAACGUUGCUAGGUUUUUUCCUCGCCAAAGUGCACAAAAUUGAUCCUGAUGUCAUUGUGGGUCAUAAUAUUUAUGGAUUUGAACUGGAAGUGCUCCUGCAGAGAAUUAAUGUGUGCAAAGUUCCUCACUGGUCCAAGAUAGGUCGACUGAAGCGAUCUAACAUGCCAAAGCUUGGGGGCAGGAGUGGACUUGGUGAAAGAAGUGCUACCUGUGGCCGAAUGAUCUGUGAUGUGGAGAUUUCGGCAAAGGAGUUGAUUCGUUUCAAAAGCUACCAUUUGUCUGAACUUGUUCAGCAGAUUCUGAAAACUGAAAGGGUUGAAAUCCCAAUGGAAAAUGUACGAAAUAUGUACAGUGAAUCUUCUCAUCUGUUGUACCUGUUGGAACACACCUGGAAAGAUGCCAGGUUCAUUUUGCAAAUCAUGUGUGAGCUAAAUGUUCUCCCAUUAGCAUUGCAGAUCACUAACAUCGCCGGGAACAUUAUGUCUAGGACGCUGAUGGGCGGACGAUCCGAGCGUAAUGAGUUCUUGUUGCUUCAUGCAUUUUAUGAAAACAACUAUAUUGUGCCCGACAAGCAGAUUUUCAAAAAGCCUCAGCAAAAACUGGGAGAUGAAGAUGAAGACAUUGAUGGAGAUGCCAAUAAAUACAAGAAAGGACGUAGGAAAGCAGCCUAUGCCGGAGGCUUGGUUCUGGACCCUAAAGCUGGUUUAUAUGAUAAGUUUAUUUUGCUCCUGGACUUCAACAGUUUGUAUCCUUCCAUCAUUCAGGAAUUCAACAUUUGUUUUACAACAGUGCAAAGAGUUGCUUCAGAGGCACAGAAAUCUACAGAGGAUGGAGAACAAGAACAGAUCCCUGAGCUGCCAGACCCAAACUUAGAAAUGGGCAUUUUGCCCAGAGAGAUCCGGAAGCUGGUAGAGAGGAGAAAACAAGUCAAACAACUAAUGAAACAGCAAGAUUUAAAUCCAGACCUGGUUCUUCAGUAUGACAUUCGACAGAAGGCUUUGAAGCUCACAGCAAACAGUAUGUAUGGCUGCCUGGGAUUUUCCUACAGCAGAUUUUAUGCCAAACCACUGGCUGCUUUGGUGACGUACAAAGGAAGGGAGAUUUUGAUGCAUACCAAAGAGAUGGUACAGAAGAUGAAUCUUGAAGUUAUUUAUGGAGAUACAGAUUCAAUUAUGAUAAACACCAAUAGCACCAAUUUGGAAGAAGUAUAUAAAUUGGGAAACAAGGUAAAAAGUGAAGUGAACAAGUUGUACAGACUGCUUGAAAUAGACAUCGAUGGCGUUUUCAAGUCUCUGCUACUGCUGAAGAAGAAGAGAUACGCUGCUCUGGUUGUGGAGCCCACAUCGGAUGGGAAUUACAUCACCAAACAGGAGCUGAAAGGGUUGGAUAUAGUGCGAAGAGAUUGGUGUGAUCUUGCUAAAGAAACUGGAAACUUUGUCCUUGGCCAGAUUCUUUCUGAUCAAAGCCGAGACACGAUAGUGGAAAACAUUCAGAAGAGGUUAAUAGAAAUUGGAGAGAAUGUGCUAAAUGGCAGUGUCCCAGUGAGCCAGUUUGAAAUUAACAAGGCAUUGACCAAGGACCCCCAGGAUUACCCUGAUAAAAAAAGCCUACCCCAUGUACAUGUUGCCCUCUGGAUAAAUUCUCAAGGAGGCAGAAAGGUGAAAGCUGGAGACACCGUGUCGUAUGUCAUCUGUCAGGAUGGGUCAAACCUCAGUGCAAGUCAGAGGGCCUAUGCACCUGAGCAGCUACAGAAACAGGACAAUUUAACCAUUGACACCCAGUACUACCUGGCUCAGCAGAUCCACCCAGUCGUGGCUCGGAUCUGUGAGCCAAUAGACGGAAUUGAUGCUGUCCUCAUUGCAACGUGGUUAGGACUUGACUCCACCCAGUUUAGAGUUCAUCAUUAUCAUAAAGAUGAGGAGAAUGAUGCCCUACUUGGUGGCCCGGCACAGCUCACAGAUGAGGAGAAGUACAGGGACUGUGACAGAUUCAAAUGUCCGUGUCCCACAUGUGGGACGGAGAAUAUUUACGACAGUGUCUUCGAUGGUUCGGGAACUGAUAUGGAGCCCAGCUUGUGUCGUUGCAGUAACAUUGACUGUAAGGCUUCACCUCUGACCUUUAUGGUACAGCUGAGCAACAAAUUGAUCAUGGACAUUAGACGUUGCAUUAAAAAGUACUAUGAAGGCUGGUUGAUGUGCGAGGAGCCAGCAUGUCGAAAUCGAACUCGGCGCCUUCCCCUUCAGUUCUCCCGAAAUGGGCCUCUUUGCCAAGUCUGCAUGAAAGCUCCACUUCGGCCAGAGUAUUCUGACAAGUCCCUGUACACCCAGCUGUGCUUUUACCGGUACAUUUUUGAUACGGACUGUGCACUGGAGAAACUUAUUACCGAUCAUGAGAAAGAUAAAUGGAAGAAGCAGUUUUUUACCCCCAAAGUUCGUCAGGACUACCAAAAACUCAAGAACACGGCAGAGCAGUUCUUAUCCCGAAGCGGCUACUCUGAAGUGAACCUCAGCAAGCUCUUUGCUGAUUGCGCCGUGAGGCCCUGAGGGGGCUGGCGAGGCAGGCAGCAGGUGGGCGAGCGAAGGUCCAGCUUCCGGGCGACCCCAUCGCCUCCACCAUGGCCCUGACCACUCCCCCGACAUUGCUUUUCGUUUAGGACUGCAUCGUGUGUGUGUGUGUGUGUGUGUGUGUGUGUGUGUGUGUGUGUGUGUGUGUGUGUGUGUGUGUGUGUGUGUGUGUGUGUACGCGCGCGCACGGCUUUGGAGUGGACUUACUAAGGUGGGGGGACCACAACACUAUUUCAUCUACCCAGUAUCAGAGCGUAGUAAGAACCUUCCACAACAUAUCGUGUGCUGUGGAAACACGGCCUGGAGCCAGCUUCGCAUUUGGGACUGCAUUGCUAGGGGAGAGGUCAGGAGGGACAAGAAGGUAAUUGAGAGUGGCUGGAACACAAGGAACCCCACGCGUUGCCCCGGGGCCUUCAGCAGAAGCGUCCCCAGAAGGAGAUUUAUGAAGCCUUGGUAGGAGCACUAACGUUUUGCCUUUUCACACGCCAAUUAAACCCAGUCUGAACCCUCGUGUGGCCCCAGCCACUGGCUCCAGGAGUGGCUGUCCUUUUGAGUCUGGCCUUUUAUAGAGGUAGCCGAGGAGGGGGGGUUAGGGAAGCCUUGCGUUUCCUAAGCAGAUGAAACAGAGCUCACUUGUUCAUUGAAUCGCUCCAGCAUUGCACACACACAUGUACACUGGGCAGGUGUUUUAGACACGCAUUCCUUUUUCCCCCCCUAAGCAGAAAAUGCAGGUAAAGGUUUCUACAGUCGGAAAGCACAUUGGAAAUAAUUUGAUAUCCUAUAACAUUUCUUUUCAACUGUGUAGAGGUUGGGGCAAGGAUCAUUGUGUUGUAUUCAGAAGAAAUUGGGAGGAGGUUUGGUUAAUUGGCCCUGGUGCGGGGUUUUUUGUGGGGGUUUUUUUUUUUUCAUUUCUUGAGAACAGUGCCCUGUUUGCCAGAAGCCACAUCUAUUUCAGUAUGGCAGCCUUUCCAUUCUUACAUUAUAUGUAAGACUAUACUAUACUAACAGAAUAUAUUUCCCCUGUACACUAUGCUAUAUUUUUUUAAAAAUCGAUCUGUUUUUCGAAAAGAAAAAUGUGCUGUGCUUUUUUUUUCCUGCUUAAAUAAAGAUAUUUGAAAGGAAAGCAGUUGCAGUGAAUCUCCAUCAGGUGCGA
Messenger RNA from Suricata suricatta (meerkat), 5625 nucleotides. It is a transcript of the gene POLA1, whose product is annotated as DNA polymerase alpha 1, catalytic subunit. The transcript has 37 exons. Gene Ontology annotation, cellular component: alpha DNA polymerase:primase complex. The record is from RefSeq and is a predicted model, not a curated record. The coding region runs from base 45 to 4451 and encodes 1468 amino acids. Gene Ontology annotation, biological process: DNA replication; leading strand elongation; mitotic DNA replication initiation. Gene Ontology annotation, molecular function: pyrimidine nucleotide binding; DNA-directed DNA polymerase activity; DNA replication origin binding. Lineage: Eukaryota; Metazoa; Chordata; Mammalia; Carnivora; Herpestidae.